AUGACUGAGAAGGCACUUUUCGUCAUCGGCCUGACUCCACUAUGCGCAGCCAUUUUGGCCGUCCAGAAAAACGAAAUUCGAACAGUUGACUUGUUGGACGGGUUAUGGACAUUUGUGAAGGAGCCCAUGAACUCAGACGAUGUCGGAUUGAAGCGACUGUGGUACACAAUGGAUUUAUCGAAGUUUUUAAAUGCAACCAUGAUGCCAGUACCGUCGGCUUACAAUGAUCUUUCGGCUAGCGCCGAACUACGGGAUCACGUCGGUUGGGUGUGGUAUCAGACGGCGAUCAUCGUCCGCCAACGCGACAUCGGUGAACGAAUCGUUCUCCGAUUCGGCAGCGUCAACUACUACGCAAAAGUGUAUUUUAAUGCGAAGGAGGUUGGAUCACAUGUUGGUGGGCACUUACCUUUCGAAUUCGACGUCACGUCGCUGACAGUUUUCGGUGUUGAAAACAGGCUUACUGUCGCUGUGAAUAACACGCUGUCGUGGUUUACAAUCCCUCAGGGUGACUUCAUCUAUAUGGCCGACAGUACUCGUAACGUCAAAGGCAAGAAUAUAUCCCGUACGCCCGAUGGAGCAUUCAAAAACAUCGGCAAUUUCGACUUCUUCAACUACGCUGGUAUUCUAAGAUCAGUGUAUCUGUUGAAAUUGCCUCAGAGUUAUAUAGUUGAUAUACGAAUAAACGCUGAACAUUUAGGAUCAUUUUCUUAUGAGGUCGUUCUGAAUCAGAAUCGUUCCGAUGAAGAUGUUUUUGUGCAUAUGUUUGAUCCAGACAGAAAUCUGGUUUUCUCGGCACGAGGUCUAGAGCAGAAAGGACUCCUGAAAACAGUGCGGCCGUGGUGGCCACGUGGUAUUGGGAAACCGGAUCUCUAUACUUUGGAAGUGGAGCUGGUCGUACCACUGGAACAAUUACGACUUGACAUCUAUCGCAAAACAUUCGGAUUUCGUACCGUUGGCUGGACGAACCGUCAACUUCUCAUAAAUGACAAACCAUUUUACUGCCUCGGUUUCGGAAUGCAUGAAGAUUUUGAGGUACAUGGACGCGGUUUCAACGUUGUAGUGAUGACAAAGGAUCUGAACUUGCUUGAAUGGACGGGUGGCAACUGCUACCGUACCACGCACUACCCGUAUGCUGAGGAACGAAUGGCGGAAAAUGAUCGUCGUGGCAUUGUGGUUAUUGCAGAGACACCUGCUGUUGGGCUCAAAGGUUUCUCAAAGGAAAACAAUCUUCUGCAUAUGAAAAUGUUGAAGGAGCUUAUCGGACGUGACGGAUCACAUCCAUCAGUGAUUAUGUGGAGCCUAGCAAAUGAACCGAGAACCGACAAAAAAGAAUCUAGAAUAUACUUCAAACAUCUUGUCCAGCACGCCCAUGAUUUAGAUAAAACUCGUCCGGUAACAAUCGUCUUUGGACCAAGUAACUUUGAAAACGAUCAAACGGCUGAUCUACUCGAUAUAAUUUGUGUGAAUCGAUAUUACGGUUGGUAUAUCAACAUAGGUGAGCUCGACUGGAUCAAUCAAAGUGUCUAUUGGGAUAUUUCGCAAUGGUCGGAAAAGUACAAAAGACCAGUUCUAGUCACCGAGUAUGGCGCCGAAAGCUUGCCAGGAUUGAAUCAGGAACCAUCAGUGAGUUUCUCUGAACAAUAUCAAAAUGAACUCAUUAUUCGGACACAUCAAGCAUUCGACGCCCUUAGAAACUCUCAUAUUCUCGCCGGCGAAAUGAUUUGGAACUUCGCGGAUUUCAUGACUGGAAUGACAACAAGUCGAGCCGUGGGAAAUCACAAAGGUAUCUUCACAAGGACUCGACAAGCAAAAAUGGCUGCAUAUACGCUUAGAGACCGCUACCUAGCGCUCUUCAAUCAGACAAAUCUGGAGCUUUGGGAAUAA
This is a messenger RNA of Angiostrongylus costaricensis, 1884 nucleotides long. The record is from the annotation of a GenBank genome assembly. Lineage: Eukaryota; Metazoa; Nematoda; Chromadorea; Rhabditida; Metastrongylidae.